Molecule: messenger RNA, 679 nt
Organism: Nicotiana tabacum (common tobacco)
Lineage: Eukaryota; Viridiplantae; Streptophyta; Magnoliopsida; Solanales; Solanaceae
Source: RefSeq, a predicted model, not a curated record
AGGCAACAUUCUAUUGGCUAAUACGUUUCUUAGAAAGCUGAUUUGCAAAGUCUCCCUCAGCUACGGCGCUUUGAUUUUUUAACAGAAAAUGGCGGAUUCAAAUAAUCUAGAAGAAACCUUAAAACCCUUUUACCACAGAGCUUCAGAGGCUGAGGAACGAUUGGCAAGACUUGAAAUUUCAAUUGCUAGUAAGACAGAUUCUAGAAUUGAGGAAUUAGAGAGAACAGUUGCUGAACUCCAGUCAAAACUGAAAGAUGUUACAGCUGAGCUCAAAGCAGAAAAAGAAAAGGCACAUAAACAGGAGGAAGAACGAACUUCAGAGAAUGCAAAGCUCAAAUAUCAAAUCAAACAUCUAGUUCGAAACCUAGAGGAGGCUCUUAGCAAGUUGGCGUCGAAGUGAGGUUGUUCUUCCUAAAGCUACAGUUUGAUCUUGGUCCCAAACAUGUUCCAGGAUGUUAGCUAUUUUACUUCCAUAAGUUAGUUGCAUGUCUUGCAUGCUAGCAAAGGAUUUAUUUUAAACUGUUGAUUCUUUAGUACAUGAGCUUGAAGGAAAAAGGUAGAAUUAAGUGUGAAAAUUGUGGAAUAUGUUUUUAUGCAUAUACGAACAUUUGAGGACGUCUGAACUUCUAUUGUAACUGCUGUUUUUAAUUCAUGCUAUAUCAAAUUUUUUCCAGUGGCA